This is a messenger RNA of Myxozyma melibiosi, 1729 nucleotides long. Its product is annotated as amidase signature enzyme. Gene Ontology annotation, molecular function: catalytic activity. The coding region runs from base 69 to 1679 and encodes 536 amino acids. Lineage: Eukaryota; Fungi; Ascomycota; Lipomycetes; Lipomycetales; Lipomycetaceae. The record is from RefSeq and is a predicted model, not a curated record. The transcript has 2 exons.
CGAGGUUAGAACUAGAACUAGGAAGCUGCCUCGACAAACAAACACCAGCAGAGCGCAAUUAGAGCACAAUGUCUGUAGCAAAGUUACCUGAGACGAUCUCGUUCACCGAGGACAAACUUGACAAGGUCGCAAAGUCCCUCGGAGUUACCAUUCCGAAGAAAGACGCAAACGCGUACCAGAUCCUUCUAUCCGGUCUUGAAGAUCUUGCAAAAGUGAUUGAGGAUGAGGAAGAUUAUCUCCCCUAUGUCGAUCUCGAGCGGUUUCCGAGAGAGAACGUGCAUCAGCCCGAGACUAAUGAGUACAAUGCCUGGGCGUACAAAGUGACAAUUAAAUCGCAGUCGGCUGAGGACGCAAAGGGGUUGCUGGCGGGUAAAACGAUGGCGAUCAAGGAUAAUGUGAACAUUGCUGGUGUUCCGUCACUGCUGGGAACCGACGUGAUUGAGAAGGGCAGCUUCGUGCCAAAGUACGACGCGACUAUUGUUUCCCGGGUUUUGGCCGCGGGGGCUACGAUUGUCGGAAAAGGCGCCUGCGAAAACUUCUCAAUGAGCCCGUCGUCGUUCACCAACGCGUACGCGUUCGUGAGCAACCCAUAUGCGGACGGGUACAACGCCGGAGGAUCGUCGAGUGGCUGUGCGGCCUUGGUGGCCGCUGGAAUCGUCGAUAUGGCCGUCGGCGGAGAUCAGGGUGGAUCGAUUCGGAUUCCUGCAUCGUACUGCGGCCUCGUGGGCUUGAAGCCGACGUAUGGAUUGGUUCCGUACACUGGAAUUGCGUCGCUGGCGUUCACUGUUGAUCACACUGGCCCGAUGACUCGUACUGUUCUUGACAACGCGCUGUUCUUGCAGGCGAUCGCCGGCGCAGACGAGUACGAUCCCCGACAGCUUGGUCUUCCGACGCCUAUCCCCGCGUACUACGACGAACUUGUAAAGUUCAAAGACGCCCCCGCGCAAGCCGCCAAGAGCUUCAAGAUCGGCCUGAUCCUCGAGUCGUUCGACAUGCCGGGCCUCGACGAGCGCGUCAUUGCAAAGGUCAAGGAAGCAGCGAAAGCAUUCGAGACCCUUGGCGUCGACAUCACGGUCUCGGAGAUCUCGAUCCCGAUGCACGCAAAGGCGCCCGCGAUCUGGUCGAUUGCCGCCCGCCAAGGGUUUUCCGAGCACGGUCUGCGCGGACAGAAUCCGGUGAACUUUGGUGUGCACGAUAAGGAGGUUCCGGAGUUGUUGGCGAACUGGGAUCAGGAGAUGUUUGAUAAGCUUGCGCUCAAGAAUCCUGCGGCGACCAACACCCUUUUGGGAGGACAGUACAUAAGAGAUUCGCGCCCGGGGUUGACGUCCAAGGCGCUCAAUCUUGCGCGAAAACUGAAAGACACUUACAACGCCGUCUUUGACGAAUACGAUGUUCUAAUCACCCCUUGCGCUCCCACUCCCGCAAACUACAAAUCAAAGCUCGAGGACGACAUCAUGACGAAGAUGUCAAAGGCCGUCGGCACGACGAUCAACACGAUGCCGUUCAAUAUCUCGGGCCACCCGGCCAUGAGCUUGCCGAUCGCACUGAUGGCGCCGGUGGAGGAUGAGACGCUCAAGUUACCGAUUGGAAUGCAGUUGGUGGGAAAGUCGUUUGAUGAGUUGAAGGUGUUUAAGGCUGCCUUUGCGUGGGAGCAGAGCAUUGACUGGAAGAGUUUUUGAUUUUGAUAGACUAUAAUAUAAUCUAGAUUAAGAAACUACAAUAAGCAAAA